AUCUAACUCCUCAUGAAUCUGUGUGGAGAUUGUUUGAAUAUGAAAUUCAUUCUAGACAUCCUUCAGUUCAACAUUUACAAAUUCAUAUGCCUUUAAAACAAAAUAUCAUUUUCAAUGAAACUGAUUCUCUUGAAUCAAUAAUAAGAUAUAGAAGUACAGAAGAUACUACGCUCACUGGAUGGUUUAAAGCAAAUAUAACUUAUCCAGAAGCACGAGAAUUAACUUACACUGAAUUUCCAACUAAAUUUGUAUGGGACAAUAGAAAAAAAUUUUGGGCACCAAGAAAACAAUAUCAAACCAUUGGCAGAAUAGCACACAUACAUCCUGCAUUAGGUGAAUUAUAUUUUAUGAGAAUGCUAUUAAAUAUUCAAAAAGGUUGUUGUAAUUACAAUUCAAUAAGAACAGUAAACGGCAUUAUACAUUCUUCUUAUCAAGACGCAUGUCGAGCUUUGGGUUUGUUAGGUGAUGAUAAAGAAUGGAUUGAAGCACUAACAAAUUCUUCACAUGUUGCAACAGCUUCAGAGAUGCGCUAGCUUUUUGUUACAAUAAUUUUGUUCUGUGAUGUUGCCAAUCCUCAAAUGCUAUUUGAUUCACAUUUGUCAAAUAUGUGUGAUGAUAUCUUAUACAAACUUCGAAUUGAAUCCGGAAUUCCAAAUCUAAUCGUACCAGAGUCAGAAUUGAAAAAUAGCCUUUUAUUUGAAUUAGAACAACUAUUUAACAUUUCAUCCAGUUCAUUAAAAGAUCAUCAACUACAGCUACCUGAUGCAAAUAAAAUGUCAGAGUUGAAUAAUAGAUUAUUAAGAGAAGAAUUAGAUUACGAUUGUCUUGCAUUAAAGCAUCAACAUACAAACUUUCUGAGCCAAUUGAAUACCUGUCAAAAAAUUGUCUACAAUGAAGUUAUUAGAGUCAUUGAAGAAGAAAAAUCAAGUAUUUUCUUUGUUCAUGGUUGUGGAGGAACUGGCAAGACUUUUUUGUGGCAUACAAUAAUAAGUAAACUAAGAUCUGAAGGAAAAAUUGUUUUAGCUGUUGCUUCAUCUGGAAUUGCAUCAUUAUUACUUCCAAAAGGCAGAACAGCUCAUUCUCGGUUUAAAAUACCUCUCACAUUGACUAAUUCCUCAAUAUGUCCAAUAAAAAAAGGCACUCAUCUUGCAAAAUUACUUGAAAAAACAGAUUUAAUUAUUUGGGAUGAAGCUCCAAUGUGUCAUAAGCAUUGUUUUGAAUCACUAGAUAAAUCUCUCCGUGACAUUCUAUCACAUGUUAACAGUACGCAAACAAAUAAACCAUUUGGUGGUAAACCUCUUUUAUUAGGUGGAGACUUUAGACAAAUUUUACCAGUCAUUCCAGGAGGAACUAAAGAACAAAUAAUUGAAGCUUCAUUAAACAGUUCAUAUCUGUGGUCAUCAUUUAAAAUAUUCAAUUUGACAGAAAACAUGAGAUUAUCAAAAAAUGAUUUAACUAUAGAGCAAAAACAGAAAAUUUCAACUUUUGCAAAUUGGAUAUUGCAAAUCGGAGAAGGUCAUACACGUUCAAUUCAUGAUACAAAUGAUAGAGAUACAUCUUGGAUCGAAAUUCCGGACGACUUACUCAUUAACUCUUAUACAAAUCCAAUAGAAUCAAUUUUCCUUGCAACUUAUCCAAAUUUUAACAUUAAGUAUAAUAACUUUGAUUAUCUAAAAGAACGUGCUAUUGUUACACCACGAAAUUCAACUGUUCGGGAUAUAAAUGAUUAUGCUAUAAAUUUAUUACCGGGUGAAAAAACUACUUAUUUAAGUUCGGACACCAUUUUGUUAAACUCUGGAAACAAUGAAAAUAUGAAUCUUUUAUAUCCUACAGAAUUUUUAAAUAAACUUGAAUUUAAUGGACUACCUUCACACAAAUUGAAUUUAAAAAUUGGAAUGCCCAUCAUGUUAUUAAGAAACUUGAAUCAAGUCUCUGGCUUAUGCAAUGGUACGAGAUUAAUAAUAACAAAGUUAUUUGAUAGAUUGAUAGAAGCAAAAAUAUUAACAGGAAAUAACACAGGACAAAAAAUUUUCAUACCUAGAAUUAUUCUUACUGCAUCUGAAAAAAAAUGGCCAUUCAUUUUGAAAAGAUGUCAAUUUCCAAUUAGACCAUGUUAUGCAAUGACAAUCAACAAAAGUCAAGGCCGCCAAUCAUUAAAUCAAGUAGGCAUAUAUCUACCUGAACCUGUAUUCACUCAUGGUCAAUUAUACGUCGCAUUAUCAAGAGUUACAUCAAAAGAUGGUCUAAAAUUUUUGAUAAAUAACAACAAUGAUAUACCAAACAAAUAUACUAAAAACAUUGUAUAUAAAGAUGUGUUACAGAAUUUGUAAAAUCCUCCUCUUCAUAAAUUUUGUAACGUUUACUACUCAAUGUUUCCUUUAUAUAAUUUGCACAGUACUAAUCAUAUAUACUAUAUGGUAAAAAAAUAAUCAAAGAAAACCUCUUUGUCCAUAUAAUGAGAAAAUGGCUAUGAAAAGAAUUCAAACUACUAAUCGAGAAUAGAAGAAUGGUGUCAGGAAAAUGAAGCCCAAGAGUAGGACAAUCAUGGUAAAAUUGUUGAUUUGAUUUUGUAGAUUAUUUUUUUGGCGGUUAUUUGGUUUUGUAGAUUGAGCAUUGAUUUUUUAUGUAUGCAGAACACAAAUGUGAUACGCAGGAAUUGAUCCAUCAAAGAGGAAGCAAUCAGUAUUUUGAUCAUGGAGGUGGAGAGUUAAUGCAGUAGCUAAACCUUGAACAAUACUGGGCACUGGCAAUGAUUUCUGAUAAUGAGAAAAUGCACAUAAAAGACAAAUUUUAGGAAUCAGGUUACACGUGUGCAAGUUAGUUGCACCAAAACUUGAAAGUUGAAACCCAGCACUUCCUUCUCUUAGUUUGGGAUUUGGGAACAUCUAUCUCCUGCUACAGCCAUUUCUCCGUCGACUAAUUUGUUGUGCUGAUUAUCAGGCGGCCUGGGAAAUCUUCUGCAUUGAAUUGACAACGGUGAGCUAAAACUGCUUCCAGAGCAUCACGAUCGCCGCCGUGACGACUUCAUCUCCGAUGUGUUUCCUCCCUCCUCUGCUCUCGAUGUGUUCAUCAUAGAUUCAUAGGCAACAACUUUACCAAGCCUCAGUUUGGAACCACUGCUUGCCAAGAAAGGUAGCCUUUCUAAUUCUUCCUCUGUACACUUUUGAAUCUCUCUAUUGUUUAUGUUUUCUAUCAGUAAAAGUAAUUCACUUUCUCCAUUUGACAUAAAUUAUGUUCCUCAUCUCUUUUGUCUAUCAAAUUUAAUGUCGGUUGGAUCUAUUAUUCUUGAUAGUAACACAGCAUAGAAAGAGCAAACAAAGGCAAAGAUCAUUUUGCCUUACUGGGGAAAGUUAUGGAAGUAAGGGAGAAGUUGGUCAAUACAACAGAGAAGUCAGCAGAAGAGUGAAAAUCGCAAACCUAAAAGCAGCUAGAGGAACAAUUGGAAAGAGGAUAUAUCUGGAUUCACUUGAAAAUUCCAUUUAAGAGCAUGCGAAGCAUGCUAAGGCGUUGCAAAAGUUGUUAGAAUAGACGAAGAAGCAUUUGGAUUCGAUUUCCAAAGAGAAGAAGCUUAAACAUAAUGCCAGACAAAUUGGAUUGCAGCUAAUGGAGAAUGACGCUUCUGUUAUUAAUGGUAGAUGCUUGCAGCUGAUAAUGAGUCAGCAAUUCAUCAAGAAAGAUAUGGCCUUACGACAAAGAAAAAAGAAGGUACAUCUUCUUUUGGGUGGACAAGAAAGUGAGGAGGAUCCAGCUGUUUCUUAAACCUCUAACUAAUUCGUCAAAUAAGAGCAACAAAGACAAAAGCAAAGAGCUGGUAAUGCUGCAACGGUUUCAUCUACUUCUAUUAGUAUUCCAGAAGCUGGUCCAUCAUGCUCAAGAACACGUAGAAUGCGUGAACACACUCAAAAAAAUCUUUCAACUGCAUCGAGCGUUGGUCAAGCUUCAUAUCAAAGAAAUAGAAGUGAUUUUGGAGACAAGAUUUUCAAAUGUCGUCACUGCAAUGCAUUAUUUUGGUUGAAUGAGUCUAUAAAAGCGAGAUAUAAAAAUCAACCUCCAAUGUUUACAUUAUGUUGUGAGCAAUGCGUCCAACACCGAAUAUUCUUGAUGAAUUAUUAGAUAAAAAAAAAGGCAUAGAAGGCUGCAGGUGAAAAUGCCAAGUUGUAUGCUGCAAUUACAAAUGGUAUUGUCAGUAAACUUGACAACGGAGGCCUUGGUUUUCUAUGUGCAAAAUGAUGGACAGCUGCUACAACAUUUCUAUUCCUUUACUUUAGCAUUCCCUGCUUCCCAGUGGGAAGUUCCCACAAUACUUGAUGUUGUCAAACAAUGUAAACCAAACAAUUUUAGAGAGAUGAAACUCUCUCAUUUUAUCAUUCUGUCAUUAUUGUAAAUUAUUAGCAACAACAAAUCCCGCGGCAAAGCGCGGGCACUAUUACUAGUAUAUAUUAAAGAUGAGUUGGGGUUACUAUUUUUA
This is a messenger RNA of Rosa rugosa (rugosa rose), 4468 nucleotides long. RefSeq lists its product as uncharacterized. Gene Ontology annotation, molecular function: DNA helicase activity. Gene Ontology annotation, biological process: telomere maintenance; DNA repair. Lineage: Eukaryota; Viridiplantae; Streptophyta; Magnoliopsida; Rosales; Rosaceae. The record is from RefSeq and is a predicted model, not a curated record.